Macadamia integrifolia is the source of this 1367-nucleotide messenger RNA. RefSeq lists its product as uncharacterized. The transcript has 10 exons. Gene Ontology annotation, molecular function: protein-containing complex binding. The record is from RefSeq and is a predicted model, not a curated record. Bases 260 to 1132 code for a protein of 290 amino acids. Gene Ontology annotation, cellular component: mitochondrion. NCBI's taxonomy places the organism in Eukaryota, Viridiplantae, Streptophyta, Magnoliopsida, Proteales, Proteaceae.
AGCCACAUAUGCGUUGUACUUUGGAGACUCAGUCUCAUUUUAUGUGCCCAUGUGUUCCUCUCUCUCUCUCUCUUUCUGGUCUGGGCCACGGACAUUCUCUGGAACUGGUGCGGAAAAUUUCGCAGUAGGAAACAGAACCCAGAUUUCUUUCUGCCUCAACACUCAAGCGCCUUCCCAUUCACCAUUGAUUUGGAGUUUUCAAUUUUUCGAAGUUCCUAGAGACCCAGAAACGAAUUAAGGAAAGGGAAACAGGUAGGCAAUGACGGCGAUUGUGUCAAAGUUGCUCCAUUCACGGUCAUCACUGCCAAGACUCUAUGCAAUGGCUGCGUCAAAACAUGGAAGACUAUUCACGACAGAUUCUAACAAGGUAGAUCAAUCCUUCAAAGUUGAGGGAGCCAAAGUUGAGGAAGCAGAGACAGUAGAUGUGCCGCCACCUCCAACAGAGAAGUUACUUGUGUUGGGAGGAAAUGGAUUUGUCGGGUCACAUGUUUGCAAAGAAGCACUGGAUCGUGGUUUAUCUGUGUCCAGCCUGAGCAGGUCUGGAAGGCCAUCUAUCCAGGAUUCUUGGGCCAAUAGCGUGGUCUGGCAUCAAGGAAAUCUUCUUUCACCUGAUUCAUGGAAGGAUGCUCUGAAUGAAGUGACUGCAGUGGUAUCAUGCGUUGGAGGUUUUGGCUCAAAUUCACAUAUGUAUAAAAUAAAUGGGACAGCAAACAUCAAUGCAAUAAGAGCUGCUGCAGAACAAGGUGUGAAAAGAUUUGUUUAUAUCUCUGCUGCUGACUUUGGUUUGGUGAAUUAUGUGCUGAGAGGAUAUUAUGAAGGGAAGAGAGCUGCCGAAACGGAGUUGUUGACAAGAUUCCCUUAUAGAGGUGUCAUUCUUAGGCCAGGUUUUAUCCAUGGGUCUCGCCAAGUUGGGAGCAUCAAAAUACCUCUAGGAGUUAUCGGUUCUCCAUUGGAGAUGGUUCUUCAACAUGCAAAACCACUCACUCAAGUCCCACUCAUUGGACCGCUUCUUACACCUCCUGUAAGUGUGCUUUCAGUUGCCAAGGUUGCUGUCAGAGCUGCAACGGAUCCUGUGUUCCCUCCUGGCAUCGUAGAUGUUUACGGCAUACAGCGUUAUAGUCAACACAAGUGAGUCUCCUAGAUGUUUUGCCUCUGUUCUUCUGCAUCAAAUAAGAGUAAAGAAAAAUCCCCGGCGAUGGAACUUGCUCCUUUCGGUAUAUAGAGAAAAUUCACUAAUCUUUUCACUAGAUGAUAAAGGCACAUAUUCCUUAGAACCAAUGCUGUAUUCAUUGUUAGCUAGAUUAAAGAUUAUGAGGCUUAAUUUGCUACCUUAGUGAGGCAAUAAAAUCUAUAGCAGCUUGUAUUUC